This is a messenger RNA of Geodia barretti, 657 nucleotides long. NCBI's taxonomy places the organism in Eukaryota, Metazoa, Porifera, Demospongiae, Tetractinellida, Geodiidae. The record is from the annotation of a GenBank genome assembly.
UGUGGUAACUAAGCGUCCAGGUGGGAUGGAGCAGGUGAAGGAGAAUAGCUGGCUCCUAAAUCAUCCUAAACUGCUAGAGAUGCAGAGCUAUGGUCUGGGGAACAGUGCCCAGAUUCAGGCAGCCCUGCUGACCUACCUGGACCUCACUGAAGUCAAACUGUGGGGUGAGGUGAAGGUACACUCCUGUCAAGAUCUGAAGAUCAUCUAUCUUACAGCCAGGGAAAAAGAGGAGAGUCCUGUUCGUGUGGUGGUACCAUUGCCUUCCACUGAACCUCUCUCCAUGGAACAGUGAGUAUAUAGACAAUGAACACACUCCGUCCCUCCACACCUUGUAGUUCUUACUCCAGUCUCUCCAGACUCCACUCUGCCACCAGGAGGGAAGGGGAGUCAGCAGAGGGGAGGGAGUCAGCUGUCAGUGAGGAAGAGGAGGUCCAAGAAGGGGUGACACUGGCUCUAGUAGGAAGAGAUUCAUCAAUCCUCUACUGCCAAAUGUGGCCUGGGGUCCACCUCCCAAUUUCCUGAUCUCUCAACUAUUUUUAUCGUCCUUUUUUCUCUCUUUACAUUAUCAUUGUCUUUUCCUCCUCCCGCUGCUCUUCGCGUGGAGUAUAGUAAUUAGCAGAGAAUAAUUAUCAUCAGGGCACUGUUAUAAAAUGUACA